AGCAAGUGGAGCGUAGCGCUGCGCUUUGAUGUGGUGCUCUUGCGCACCCAAUGUUCACAGACUAUAGUGGGCGUGGUGUUGGAAAUGGAGAUGGCGUCACCGGCAACGUGUUAUGUGUGUACAUAGUAGCAAGAUUACAACGAGCCUGUGACAGAAGAGACACACGAGUCAUAUCAUACAAGUCUGACACUUACAGCAGGACCAGGAAUCGCUGCGAAUUCAAACCCUGAAGAAGAGACACCAAAUAUUUUGGACCAAGAGGAGCUGACAAGGUGCUACAAAGAAAAAGGGAUUCUGACAUGCACUGGCAGAAAUCACCGAAGGAGAAGCCGUGUUACACUCUUCCCACAGUGAAGAAACUCCUGGAGCAGAAGAGGAAGAGGGAGACCUCCUCGACGGCAACAACCAGUACCGGUGUCCCCACUGCCACUGUCCUCUCCCAACAGGUGUCAACACCAGAGAAGUCUACCUCAACAGGUGUAGCCAGCAGCUACUCAGACAUGGCAGUGGGGUAUGAGAGAUGGGGUCCUAUGGAUGAGCACCAAGCCCUCUUGGCCAUACAGGAAGGUCCAUUCUCCCCUAUGGGGAACAAUUACUUCUCCAGCCCAUCCUCCUCAAUGGACUACAGCCAUACUCUUGCCUACAGCCCUCAGAUGGUCUCCAGCUACAACACACAGCAGAUGCAGGACUACCCAGACACCAGGAUGCCCCAGUGUUAUACGGAGUGUCCAGUGACCGAGGCUGUGUCUAGUUUGGUUCCUUCUGGGCCCCUGCAGACCGCUGUCUUCUCCUGGUCGUCGGGGGCCCUGGGCCCCACAGAACCUGUCCAGCAGGUGUUUAGUGGCCAGAUGGAUGUCACUAAGCUGGAGGAAGCCAGGAUGUUCCUCAGAGGGAUGGACUACAGCAGAAUCACCUGGCAGGAUGACGACGGAGACACGAUUCUGCAUAUCUAUACAGCCAAGGGCCUGAGGGAGUAUGCAUUCGCUGCAGCAGAGAGGCUUGCUGAUCUGGGCAGGCUAGACUCCAAGGAACACAAGGGGAAGACUGCUUUGCUGGUGGCGGUGACUGCUAACCAUCCGGAAAUCGUCCAGGAUCUGUUGUCUUUAGGGGCGGAUAUAAAUGCCUGUGAUGUCAAAGGUCAAACAGCACUUCAUCUUGCUGCCACCUAUGGCUUCCCCAGGGUUAUGCAGGUUAUUCUCUCCAUUGGGCCUGGAGUGAACCUGGAGGCUCGCAAUUUUGAAGGUCUGACUCCUCUGCACUGUGCAGCCAUCUCCCACAGUGGCACCCUGAAGACUCUCUCCUCCCUCUCCUCCACAGGGCUGGGUGAUGCCAGCCUCCAUGCCCUGACAGAGGAGAAGCUCUCCUGGCUGCAAAUGCUACUUAACACCGGAGCCUCCCUGACCAGCCAGGAAAUCAAGAGUAACAAGACUGUUCUUCACCUGGCUGUGAAGGAGGGGAACAUCCAGCUGGUUCGCCAUCUGCUGAAAACCCCCCUGGACAACAUGAGGGACUUUGUCAACAUGAAGGCCCACGGUCAUACCGCACUGCACAUGGCUGCUGGUCUCCAUGGCAGCCCACACCAGGAGGAGAUGCUGAGGCUGCUGCUGAGCAGAGGGGCCGACCCCAGCAUCCGCAACCUGGAGAACGACCAGCCUGCACACCUGCUGCAGAGUGGACCCCACGGGGAACAGCUCAAGCUCAUCCUGAAGAAGCGAAGUGCUUCCUCUCGUCGACGUGUAAUGUCCUUACAGGACCAAGAGUGACCCGGACUACUUUUUAUGUCCCUGUGUAUCCCUCCACCUCUUUUCAGAGGAAGUACUGAAGGUCUGUACUGUAGGUUGAAUCCAGACAUCUGUACUUCCAACAGGCAGGGAUUCUAGCGUAUCUUCAUGUGAGGAUUUUCAAACACUGUGAAUCUCUAAUAUAUACUAGAGCAUUCACUUUGAAACUAUAUGUUUGAUUGACAUGAUUUUGGUCCCUAUCUGAAUUCAGUUAGCAAUGACGUUUAUGUAUUUUUAUAUCUUAAUGGGCAGCUAUUGUUUUUGUUUAAUGGAUAUCUAGCAAUGAGCAGUGGUAACAGGUGGUAUUCCAGUCCCCCCUGACAUUACUGUCACUCAGUACAACCUUGAUUUCUAUGAUAAUCGUUUACAUUAUAUUCAAAGCUUACGAGACUCAUUGUAUGAGUAUCCCCCCAGCCGGGAAGCCCUCCUUAGCGGUAUAUCUGGGGAGGGGUUCUGGGCUCCCACCCCCACUCAUUCUCUUGUCAAAACUUUGCACCAUGGUCAGAAAUCAUAUUGGUUUGUUGAAAGGUGGUUGUUGUUUCACUAAGCAUGUGACACAGUGUACCAUUGUGCUCAUGCUUUCAAUGUUGCUUAUAACUUAUCUAGGUAUUUUCUUUUUAUAUUUGAUAUACUCACAGCACUCAUUGAAUAGCUAAUAUAUUGUCAUUGGUGGAAAAACUACUCAAGUAUGACUUUUGAGUAAAGGUAAAGAUACCUUAAUAGAAAAUGACUCAACUAAAAGUGAAAGUCACCCAGUAAAAUAUUACUUCAGUAAAAGUGUAAAAGUAUUUCGUUUUAAAUAUACUUAAGCACCAAAAGUAAAUGGAAUUGCUGAAAUGUACUUAAGUAUCAAAAGUAAAAGCAUUAAUCAUUUCAAAUCCUUAUAUUAUGCAAACCAGACAGCACAAUAUUUUUAAAUUUUUUAAAUUUACAGAUAGCCAGGGGCACACUACAACACUCAUUUGUGUUAAGUGAGUCUGCCAGAUCAGAGGCAGUAGGGAUGACCAGGGAUUUUCUUUUGAUAAGUGCGUGAACUGGACCAUUUCCCUGUCAAAAUGUAACAAGUACGUUUGGUUGUCAGAGAUAAUGUAUGGAGUAAAAAGUACAUUAUUUUCUUUAUGAAUGUAGUGAAGUAAAAGUAAAAGUUGUCAAAAAAUGAAUAGUAAAGUACAGAUACCCCCCAAAACAUAGUACUUUAAAGUAUUUUUUACUUUAAGUACUUUACACCAAUGUAUAUGGUCUCAUUCAUACUAUGACUUAUGAAAAUAACAUUUUACAUUUACUGUGUAAAGGGAAUAUGUUGAUAUUGACCACACAUGCUAUAUAAUAUUAUAUAACAUAUCAACAGUGUAUACAAUGUAGUAUCAGUAGUAUUCAUUUCUUAAAGGGCAUUAUAGGAGGAGUAUUUCAGUUAUGACUCGUUUCACCUUAAAGUAAUCAGGUAUUUUCAAACAUGACUCAUGAUUGAAAAUAGCACAACAUGUUUUGUGGUGACAAGAAAACAUGCAUCACUUACUCAUAUACCUUUAUGACUGUUUAAAAAAAUCUCCAAUGAGGUAGCAUGCAUGUGCCCUUUGAAAUAUUGCUGUAGUGAAUAUACCACUUCAUAAUUGUAAGUGGCAUAGAAAAUACAACAAAAUAAAACAUCUCAUUGGAGAUAUGACACAACAUUUCCCCAGACUUGACUGUGAUUUCCCCUAGUUUUGGAACCUGGGCAGUCUUAGUCAAGGAACAUACAGAGAUGUCUUUAUGUGUUCCUAGGUCUAAAUCAUAGGUGAGUUAACGUGAGGGAGAAUAACUCAUGUUAAAGUUGAAUCUGGUGAUUUUGGCUGCUUGGGUCUACUGACCGUUUGUAACAGUGUAAUACUCCUGUUACUUUUCACUGAAUGUAUCCUUCUGAUUAACUGAAUUGCCUAAACUUAACCCUGGAAUUAAAUCUGUUCUUCAAAUAUC
Molecule: messenger RNA, 3734 nt
Organism: Oncorhynchus nerka (sockeye salmon)
Lineage: Eukaryota; Metazoa; Chordata; Actinopteri; Salmoniformes; Salmonidae
Product: NF-kappa-B inhibitor delta-like
Exons: 11
Coding region: 300-1763 (487 amino acids)
Biological process (GO): regulation of gene expression
Cellular component (GO): nucleus
Molecular function (GO): protein binding
Source: RefSeq, a predicted model, not a curated record